Lonchura striata (white-rumped munia) is the source of this 1527-nucleotide messenger RNA. Lineage: Eukaryota; Metazoa; Chordata; Aves; Passeriformes; Estrildidae. The record is from RefSeq and is a predicted model, not a curated record.
AUGGAGAGCAAGGCCGUGGAUCUCCACACCUUCUCGGAGUGGGAGAACGGAUCCGUCCUGGAGGAGCCCUUGGAGCGACGGAGCCUCUCCAAGAUGAACCUCUGCGAGGACGCCCUUCUCCACCUCCCAACCUCCUCCUCCAGCCUUGGAUCCCAGGAGGGGCCGGCGGGAGGAACCUUCGGGGCUGGAGAUUCCACCCGCAGGCCCCGAGGAACCGGGAACGUCCUCGGGAGGAGCCGGCACCCAAGGGUUCCUCCUGACCUCCCGCCGCUCUCCUCCUCCGCAGCGUCCCGGCCCCAGGAGAACCGCGAGGACCUCCAGGUUCUGCUGGGGAACGUCCAGCGGCUCAACGAGACCUUCCGGGACCUGCAGCUGCUGCACGCGCCGCCCCAGGGGGACCUCCUGGAGCACAUCUGGAGGCUGCAGGACCUCCUGCAGAACCACUCGGACUCGCUGUCGCUGCUGGGCGGCUCGCUCCGCCGGCUGGAGGAGCUCCUGUGGGACCUCCAGGGCCAGGCCGGCCGGGCGGAGCGGUCGGUGGCCCGGCUGCGCGACUCGCUGGCCCAGCAGGGCGAGGCGGCCCGGCUGGAGCUGUCGCGGCUCUCCGUGGACGCCAACAGCAGCCGGCUGCUCCUGGAGCACCACCAGCACCUCCUGGGCCACCUGGGCGGGCGGCUGGACGCCCUGGGCGAGCAGGUGGCGGCGUUGGCCGUGGCCGCGGAUUCCAUGAACCGCAGCCUCUCCUACGACGUCCUCCUGCAGAAUUCCCGGCUGCGGGACCUGCGGGAGCUCCUGGGCGACGCCAGCGCGGACGGGCGGCGGCUGCGGGCGCGGCAGGCGGCCACGGAGCGGCAGCUGAGGCUGGAGCUGGCCCUGCUCAACAACGUCACCGAGGAGCUGCGCCUGAAGGACUGGGAGCAUUCCGCGGCGCUCCGGAACCUCUCCGUCGUCCGCGGGCCGCCGGGACCCAAAGGAGACCGAGGCACGGAAGGGAUGGAGGGACAGCCCGGCCUUCCCGGCCUGCCCGGGCUCCGAGGGAUUCCCGGGGAGCGGGGACCGCCCGGCCCGCGCGGAUUGAAGGGGGACCCGGGGGAGCUCGGCCCUCGCGGGCCCGCGGGGCCGCGCGGAUCGAAAGGCGAGCGCGGCCCCAAGGGGGACAAGGGGGACGGAGGAGCCGCUGGUGGCGCCGGCGCGGCGGUGCCGCGGGAGGGCGCGGUGCGGCUCAUGAACGGCUCGGGGCCGCACGAGGGGCGCCUGGAGAUCUUCCACCAGCGGCGCUGGGGCUCGGUCUGCGACGACGGCUGGGACGGCCGCGACGGCGACGUGGCGUGCCGCGCGCUCGGCUUCCGCGGCGCCGCCGCCGUCUUCCGCAUGGCGCGCUUCGGACAGGGCUCGGGGCAGAUCUGGAUGGACGACGUCUCCUGCGCCGGCACCGAGGAGUCGCUGCCGCUCUGCCCCUUCUCGGGCUGGGGCCGAACCAACUGCGGCCACGCCGAGGACGCCGGCGUGCGCUGCCGCACCGAGUGA